AUGGCUCACGGAAACCACCACCAUGCGCACUUGAGGCAUGGAAAACGUCAGAUCCAGCUCCCUCGCGUUCCUGAUCCGCAGGACAUUGUAAACGCCGUCGAGACAGUGGUUCAGAUUGUGUAUGAGACAGCUGCACAAAACUUCGAUGGUCCUGCUACCUUUGUCACCCCGACCAUCAUGGUUGGUCCCCCAGUCCAGCAGACCCAACAGCCAGAAGCGAAACCAACGGAUAGUCCCAGCGAUGAGAACAACAACCAGGACACUGCGCCCUCGAAAGCGCAGACUUCAGCAGACAGUGUGCCAACCGUCAUCUCAGCUCCCGUCAGCGAUAUCACCCCAUCUGCUACAGACCUGCUCUUUGAUGGACCUCACGCGACAUCCGUUUCAUCCUCUGCCGGUCUAGCUUCCGAUGCCACUGCAGCACCUUCGUCUACAACAAGCGCCGCUGCCUCUUCAUCAAGCGGUGGCAUGUCAGCCGCUGGUACUGCAGGUCUCGUCAUCGGUGUCCUGCUCUUGGCGGGUGCCGCUUUAGCGUUCAUUCUGUUCUGCAUCAAGAGAAAGAAGAGAGAUGCCCAGAAGGCGCGCCAGCCCAUUGACGAUGAGGACAAUGAAAAGAACGACUUCUUGGGUGCUGCUCCAUCUCCCAACAUUGGUGGCAGUAGCGCAAGCGUUCGAACUGCUCGUACCCACACCGAAGCGCCGCGUCUGAGUUUGCGACCUGUCACUGAAUUCGACCCAGCUCUGGAGGAGAAGCGUAGAAGUGCGGCGAACGCCCUCGAGAUGGCUUCGGCUCCUACUGCUGGUGGCAUGCUUGCUCCUGCGGCAAAACCCACCAUCAGCGCCUGGGAACGACGAGGUGCCGAAAAACAUCAGCAGUCGAAUCCAUUCUCUGAUCCUGUCAAUCCUUUUGGCAACGAUGCCGCUACUUCUAAUGAAGCCACUCGUUCUCCAACUGGCCCGCUACCGGACAGUCCCUCUGACCAAUCCAAUACCCUCGUGGACAACAGCGACGUCGCUACUGGAGUUGCUGCCGGUGUUGCUGCUGGGGCUGCUGCCGGUGCUGCUGCGGCUGUUGCUGCUCGGAAACCCCUCCCAUCUCAGACAGAGCAGUCCACGGGCGCCACGCAAGAAAAGCCCAUCGUGGAGAGACGCCCAGUUCCUGAGCAGUCAGGUCCCGAUCCAACUUGGGUAGAAGAUGUCCCUGCUUCACCCGGGCCAGCUCCUACCGGACCACCACCUGUGGUUGCUCUUGCAAAUGGCUCCGCACCCGACAACGUUCAUCGCGUCCAGCUAGACUUCAAGCCAUCGAUGGACGACGAAUUGGAAAUCCGCGCUGGUCAAUUGGUCCGCAUGCUCCACGAAUACGACGAUGGCUGGGCUCUGUGUAUACGCAUGGAUCGCUCGCGUCAAGGUGUUGUACCCCGUAGCUGCUUGUCUAAAAUGCCCGUGAAGCCUCGACAAGGUCCCCCACCUCAGAUGCGACGCCCAGGACCUCCUCGUGGUCCAACAGGUCCAGGUGUGCCACGUCCUUUGACUCCUAGUAGCGGCCGCAACUCGCCUGCGCAUGGUCGUCCCAUGUCUCCAGCCGGUCGUACUAGAGCCAAUAGCAACGUCCAGCAGCGUUCGAUGUCCCCUGGACCUUACGGUGGUGGACCCCAACAGAUGCGCCCUCAGCCAGACGGUCGUCGUCGCUCUAAUUCCGCCACUGCAAUGCAAGCACGUCGUCAAUCUCCGCCAAGCCCAUUGAACCCUUCCUCCCAAUCGCCUGAAACAAAGCCUGUGCCAGGCAUGGCUCUUUAA
Molecule: messenger RNA, 1800 nt
Organism: Pseudovirgaria hyperparasitica
Lineage: Eukaryota; Fungi; Ascomycota; Dothideomycetes; Acrospermales; Acrospermaceae
Exons: 4
Coding region: 1-1800 (599 amino acids)
Molecular function (GO): protein binding
Source: RefSeq, a predicted model, not a curated record